UGUGGAUUAGAUGGACGGGGUUUCUGCCCAUACCGGAAGUUAGUCGAAAGAAAGCAGCCUGCUGUUUAGCUUAUGAAGUAAUGGAACAAAUACAGUGAAUCAUUUACUCAGUUGUGCAGUUGUAAGCCAUGGCUCAGUCUGAGAAGAAAGCAGGUCUGCUGAGGAGAACCUCCUCUAAGAAACCACUGAAGGAGAAGGUGGUGCUCAUGUAUGAUGAGAUAUUUGCGAAAGAAGACCCUAAUAAGAGCAAUCCUCGCUUCUGGGAUGAGCUCUUUCUGAUGAAGGUGAAUCUUGAGUAUUUGGAAGGGAAGCUGGAGUCUUUGGAUGGUGAUGAAGUGAUGAAACUCAAAGACAACAUCAACAGUUUGUUCCAUCACUGUGUUCAAGCCCUGGGCGAGGAGCACCAGAUUAAAGUAGUCAAUGCACUUCAGACUCUGUGCGCACUGUUUCGAGGAGUUCACCAAAAGAACAAAUCCGCCACAGGCUUUGACAUCAUCAACAUGCUGAUGGGCUUCGACAAAGCUGAACUCAGAAUGAAGGAGCUGAUGGAGAGUCUGGACAGUCUGCUGUGUGGUGACGGAUCAGAGAGUCUGAAGAGUUUAUGUUUGAAGCUGCUGCUGUGUCUGGUCACUGUGACAGAUAAUAUCAGUCAGAACACCAUACUGGAGUAUGUGAUGAUCAAUAGUAUAUUUGAGGCCAUUCUGCAAAUUCUGUCUGAUGUGUCCAGUCGAGCGCAGCAUGGCUAUGAUUCUGUGGUCCUUUUAGCGCUUCUGGUCAAUUACAGGAAGUACGAGUCUGUGAAUCCUUACAUUGUGAAACUGUCAAUAGUGGACGACGAGCCGACUCUGGAUGGCAUGGGAAUGGUCAUCCACCAUGCACUUACAGAGUACAAUAGGCAGUAUAAAGACAAAGAGGAGGAAAGCCAGGGAGGGUUUUUCUCCACUCUUACCAGCAUGGUGGGCAGUAUGUUUAUUGCUGAUGCAGAUGAAAAGCUGUCAGUGCAGACUAAUGAAGCCAUCCUGCUCGCUCUGUACGAGGCCGUACAUCUCAACAGAAACUUCAUCACGGUUCUCGCACAGAGCCAUCCAGAGAUGGACAUGACAGCAACAGCCGUUACGCCUGUCCCAGCCUCUCCUACAACUCCACUAGGCACUACACCGCCCUCUCUGGACAUGAUGAAUAAUCCUGAGCUUCCUCUGGACCCAAACUUGCAGACCAGUAAUCUUCUUAUAACCUUCCUUAAAUAUUCCUCCAUCGUCAUGCAGGACACCAAAGAUGAGCACAGACUCAACAGUGCCCGAUUGUGCCUCAUCAUCCUGACCUGUAUAGCCGAGGAUCAAUAUGCUGAUGCCUUUCUGCACGAUGAUAACAUGAACUUCAGAGUCAACUUGCACAGAAUGCCCAUGAGACAUCGCAAGAAAGCUGCAGAUAAGAAUGUCCCCUCUCGACCUUUAGUGUGUGCAGUGCUGGAUCUGAUGGUAGAGUUUAUCAUCACUCAUAUGAUGAAGGAAUUUCCCAUGGAUCUCUAUGUGCGCUGCGUUCAGAUUAUUCACAAACUGAUCUGCUACCAGAAGAAGUGCAGAAUAAGACUGCAUUACACCUGGAGAGAACUCUGGUCAGCUCUCAUUAACCUUCUGAAGUUCCUGCUGUCUAAUGAGACCAGCCUUCUGGCAAAACACAAUAUCUUCCAGCUGGCACUUCAGGUUGUGAACCUCUUUAACAUGUUCAUCACAUAUGGAGACACGUUUCUACCCACCCCCAGCAGUUACGAUGAGCUUUAUUAUGAGAUUAUUCGCAUGCAUCAGGUUUUUGAAAACCUCUACUGCAUGGUGCUGAGAGUCUCCACCAACGCAGGCCAGUGGAAAGAACCCGCAAGUAAAGUUACUCAUGCUCUCAUCAAUGUUAGAGCAAUUAUUAACCAUUUUAACCCUAAGAUUGAGUCCUAUGCUGCUGUGAACCACAUCUCCCAGCUCUCAGAAGAUCAGGUACUGGAAGUGGUACGGUCAAACUACGACACACUAACUUUGAAGUUGCAGGAUGGUCUGGAUCAAUUUGAGCGUUACGCUGAGCAGCCCAAAGAGGCCGCCUUCUUCAAGGAACUAGUACGCUCCAUCAGUCUGAACGUGAGAAAAAACGUGUCUCUAAACACCAUGAGUCAGGACGUCCUGCUGAAGGAAUUCUCCUCUAUUUCCUGAAAGAACCAGAACCAUCACCUGUGUUUAGGACUCUUCCAUACUGACACAUCUACAAAAACACCCCACACAUCUGAUACUUCUCAGUGUUACAUCAGAACUGACAGUGGACUAUACUGGAUUUGAUCACUAGGCUGUAUUAUAGAUGGAGUGUGUGUGAUUUCAGAACAGACUUGUAUUUGCUCAACAAAGCAAUCAGCCAAACUUUGCACAAUGUGAGUUUUGUUUUCAACUAACCGUUUUUUUCUUUUCCUAACAUUUUCUUUUUCUUGACGGCCUGGUGCUUUCUCUGUUGAUUAUACUGUAUGUUCUCAUCGCCUUAGUACCAAUCUGAUGAAACCCAUUGUGCUCGCACAUGAAAACCAGACUUAUUUUGAUUUAUUUUCUAUAUACCUCUGAGAAUUUUUUGUUUCCAGUAGAGUGAAUGCAAACAAAUUAACACAUUGCGGGCGAAUUUCACAAAGAACUGUAUACCCCAUUUAACCCCAAAUCAAAAGAAUGAAAUAAGAAGUUAUGUUUUUCAUAAAGUAAAUGAAGCCUAUUUUAGGGCCAUUAAGAUGUAUUGCAUUUUUACAUUAUUUUCUUAAGAAUAAUGCAAAAUUUCCCAUAAAAUUCUUAUUGCGGUAAUGCAAAAAAUCUCAUUCUCAUUACUGUAAUACAGUAAUGACAAUCAUACUGUCCAGAUUAUUUUAUUAUUAUUAUUUAAAUCAACAUAAAUGAAAUUCAGUGCAACAAAUACUACCAUGAUUUUUACAUAAAAUUGUACUUUAUGAAUGUACUUUGCAAUUUAAAUAAUAUUUUGGUAACACUUUACAAUAAGGUUGUAUACAUUAGGUUGUAACAUUAGUUAACACGUUAGAUAUAAUGAACAAACAAACAAUAUUUUUACAGCAUUUUUAUUUUUAUUUUGGUUAAUGUUAAUUACUACAUUUAUUCAUAUAUUUUACAUUAAACAUUGUAUACGUUAACAUUAGUUAAUCAAUAUGCAUGAUCAGUGAACAAUAAAAUUCAAUUAAUUAAAAAUCAAGAAUAAUAAAUGCUGUGAAAAAAUAUUUUUUAUCAUUAUUUCAUGACAUCUAAAGUUUUAACUACUAUUAACAUUUAGAACCUUAUUAUAAAGGGUUACCUACACAACAACAACAACAACAACAACAAAAAAAACAAAAAUAUAUAUAUAUAUAUAUAUUAGCCUAUUUUCAAGAUUUACUUGUAUCAAUUUUAUAGCAAAAGUCCAUCAAAUUGAAUUGUAUAAUGUUUAACAAAAUUAAAUUAAUAAAACUUAAAAUAUUUAGGGUUUUUUCGUUGUAUUUGAUUAAAGAUUACUCGAUUCAAUUUGAUGGAAUUUUGUUGACAUUGAAAAGGGUGAAUCUUAUAAUAUUUUGCCUAAUGUUGAGGAGAAUUUAGGGGAAAAUAAUGUCACGAUGCAAAAAUAUCAUAGUGCAAAAAAUAAUUUCUUAUUUCUUCCUUUUGAUUUUGGAGUGAAAUAUGACUUGGACAUUUUUGAACAGAUUAACCCUUGCAAAUUAAUGCACUAAUUUUUUUAUCUGACAGUCUAUUGACUUUUCUUUCGCUCACAGUAUUUCCCAGUAUUGCCGAAAGUGCGCAUGAGUAUGUUGAGUGCAACAAUUGGUAAAGAAAAAACAAAUGUAUUAAUAUUACAUGAAAUGAAGCCUCACUGAAACCUAGUUUGUUAGAAAUCCCACUCUCUGUGUUGGUUUUAAUUUUUGUUUGGGUUUGAAAUUAGAGCAUUAUAGAACCCAAACCAGUUCUAUAGUCACACUUGAAACCAGCACAUGGAGAAUAACUGAAUAAACAAAUACAUCUCAAAGACGUUCUUUGUAAACUCUCGCUGGUUUUGGUUCUAGAUGAGUAUUUGGUUUCCUUCGCCUUAGUAUUCUUAUUUAUGGGUGUUUGUUUCCUAAUUAAAUCUUAUUUUGUACAACACGCACAAUGAUGGUCAGUUUCUCUGGAUUCCAGUGUUUUAAUUAGUGGUAUUUGCUAAGGCAAUCACGUGAUUACUGUUGCUUAUACUUAGGGUUUGGGAUUUAACAAAACCUUAACCCUAAGUUUUAAACAUCAUGGACAUGAAUGAUAGCUCUUGUUGAGAAGUUUGCUACUUUCCGAAGCAGUCUGAUGUACAACUCUCACCUGUCGGACAGAAAACAUUUCAAAGACUUGCAUUGAUGGAGGUACCCAAGUCAUAGGAAGCAUGCAGAGCCUAGCUGGGUCCCAGGCUGGAUUCCUCUGAGAGUUUAUCCUUGUGUUUGGGCUGACUUCCUGAAAAGCAACUUAGCGACAAUCCCUAUUGUUAAAAGUGCUUUAUAAAUAAUGCUGAAUUGAUUUUAAUGUUUUAUUUCUUUAGGCUUAUAGGAUUUGUCAGAGCCCAUUCUACAGUAUAUCUUGCCCAACCACACUUCCACUCAUUUUCCAAUAGCUCUACAAUCUUAUACAGAUUUCACUAAAUCCUUUUUUCAUUGUCUGUGUCUGUCUUCAUUGCUGCCUCUUGCCAAAAGUCUAUAUAGAGUUGUGCUCAAAAGUUUGCAUACACUGGCUUAAAUUGUGAAAUUUUGGCAUUGAUUUUGAAAAUAUGACUGAUCAUGCAUGACUUUUAUUUAAGGAUAGUGAUCAUAUGAAGCCAUUUAUUAUCACAUAGUUGUUUGACUCCUUUUUAAAUCAUAAUGAUAACAGAAAUCACCCAAAUGGCCCUAAUUAAAAGUUUACAUACCCUUGAAUGUUUGGCCUUUUUACAGACACACAAGGUGACACACAGGUUUAAAUGGCAAAUAAAAGUU
Molecule: messenger RNA, 4984 nt
Organism: Myxocyprinus asiaticus (Chinese sucker)
Lineage: Eukaryota; Metazoa; Chordata; Actinopteri; Cypriniformes; Catostomidae
Product: armadillo-like helical domain-containing protein 3
Exons: 26
Coding region: 129-2195 (688 amino acids)
Biological process (GO): regulation of Golgi organization
Cellular component (GO): cytosol
Source: RefSeq, a predicted model, not a curated record